This is a messenger RNA of Oryzias melastigma (Indian medaka), 1383 nucleotides long. Its product is annotated as receptor-type tyrosine-protein phosphatase eta. The record is from RefSeq and is a predicted model, not a curated record. Gene Ontology annotation, molecular function: protein binding. The annotation marks the transcript as partial. Lineage: Eukaryota; Metazoa; Chordata; Actinopteri; Beloniformes; Adrianichthyidae. The transcript has 5 exons.
UUUUGUGACUCAGAAGAGAAACAGAUGAUUUCAUUGUAUAGGACAGUUUUUCAUCUUUCUGACUCCUCUUCCUUACAGAACCGGAUGAAGUCAGAGAACUCACUGUCACUGAAAUCACCACUUCCUCUGUUCCUCUGAGCUCCACUGAACCAUUAGGACAAAGCUCCUCCAAUACAGUAGAAUGGUCAGAUGGAUCAACUACUCUAAAUCCCAUUGUGACUAAUAAGAGCACGACUAUAUCUAACCUGAGUACUGGUGUCCUGAAUAACACAAGUGUCACAGCCAUGACAGCAGAUAACCAAACUAAUGAAAAUAGUGCAUUUACCUCCAGUUAUACAAAACCGGAUGAAGUCAGAGAACUCACUGUAACUGAAAUCACCACUUCCUCUGUUCCUCUGAGCUCCACUGAACCAUUAGGACAAAGCUCCUCCAAUACAGUAGAAUGGUCAGAUGGAUCAACUACUCUAAAUCCCAUUGUGACUAAUAAGAGCACGACUAUAUCUAACCUGACUACUGGUGUCCUGAAUAACACAAGUGUCACAGCCAUGACAGCAGAUAACCAAACUAAUGAAAAUAGUGCAUUUACCUCCAGUUAUACAAAACCGGAUGAAGUCAGAGAACUCACUGUAACUGAAAUCACCACUUCCUCUGUUCCUCUGAGCUCCACUGAACCAUUAGGACAAAGCUCCUCCAAUACAGUAGAAUGGUCAGAUGGAUCAACUACUCUAAAUCCCAUUGUGACUAAUAAGAGCACGACUAUAUCUAACCUGACUACUGGUGUCCUGAAUAACACAAGUGUCACAGCCAUGACAGCAGAUAACCAAACUAAUGAAAAUAGUGCAUUUACCUCCAGUUAUACAAAACCGGAUGAAGUCAGAGAACUCACUGUAACUGAAAUCACCACUUCCUCUGUUCCUCUGAGCUCGACUGAACCAUUAGGACAAAGCUCCUCCAAUACAGUAGAAUGGUCAGAUGGAUCAACUACUCUAAAUCCCAUUGUGACUAAUAAGAGCACGACUAUAUCUAACCUGACUACUGGUGUCCUGAAUAACACAAGUGUCACAGCCAUGACAGCAGAUAACCAAACUAAUGAAAAUAGUGCAUUUACCUCCAGUUAUACAAAACCGGAUGAAGUCAGAGAACUCACUGUAACUGAAAUCACCACUUCCUCUGUUCCUCUGAGCUCCACUGAACCAUUAGGAAAAAGCUCCUCCAAUACAGUAGAAUGGUCAGAUGGAUCAACUACUCUAAAUCCCAUUGUGACUAAUGAGAGCACGACUAUAUCUAACCUGACUACUGGUGUCCUGAAUAACACAAGUGUCACAGCCAUGACAGCAGAUAACCAAACUAAAGAAAAUAGUGCAUUUACCUCCAGUUAUACAA